Messenger RNA from Bursaphelenchus okinawaensis, 3873 nucleotides. The record is from the annotation of a GenBank genome assembly. Lineage: Eukaryota; Metazoa; Nematoda; Chromadorea; Rhabditida; Aphelenchoididae.
AUGUCAUUGGGAGGUUCAUCUUCUUCUACAGACGAUCGCCUAUUGGACAAUUUAAAUUUAAUUUCACCUGAUUCUAACUUAACAUCACCGCGAUGGUCAGACGUAACUAACCCAACGGAACCAAAUUACACAGUUUCCGAGGAUUCUUGUGCAACACUGACAUUAAACAUUGAGUUCCUGGUUUAUCCAAAGGUAAGUUGAUUUAAUUUUCGUGUUUUCAAUGUUCAGAAUGGGAGAUUGGGAAAAAGCGUCUGGUUUUUGGUGGAUUUCUGGACGAUUAUUGUUCUUAUAGACAAAGUUGAUCCUAUUUUUAUGUUGUUAUUGGUGAAUUUAAUGUUGUAUUAUCAGAACUUUCUGUUUUAAGGAAAAGAAUGAUAAUAUAAUGUUAAUUUUAUUUAAAACUUUAAAAAUAAAUAUUUUUAUUGCUUUUUACUAAAAAAGAUAUUUUAGCCCCCAGACAGACAAGCAAGUUGUAUAAACUGUAGCGACAACUCUCAUACCAUCGAAACAUGUCAAAAGCCUUGUUUCAAAUGUCGCCAGCCGUUGACAACGGAAGAGAAUCAUCCAUUCGAUUGCGAGGAUCUUCUCAAAGGCUUCAUUUACAAGAGGUUCGAAAUCAGGAAGAGAGAUCACUACUUCGCACGGGAAAACUUGAGGUACCCAGUUUAUGGGGAGGACUAUGACAAAAAGUUCUACACCAGGUUGAGUCAAUUGACGGCGUUGAAUGAGGAGAAGUUUGUUUUGGAGAUAGUCCCUAUGAGGUCUGAAUUGUCUAUUCCACGAGGAUUCGGGAACUUUGGAGGUAUGUUGUUGUAGGUAAUAUGAGGGAAAAUAGUUAAUUUAGGUGAUUUGUGUGCUUUUUUACAAUAAUUGGUUAAAAAUUUGUUAUUUUUAGCCAGGUCUAUCAUCACGGCUUAUGAGUACUUGUGCAAAAAGUUGAGUGUUAUGGAAUCGUUCGAAUUCAAGCUGGAAGAAGUUGAUUUUGGGAAUUACGGAAGGAUGAUUCCGGGAUUAAGUGAACCACCAAUGUUUUUGUCAUUUGUGCCAAAGGUUGAGCCGUUUGAAAUCAUGACUCCUGAAAAGCAGAAUUUUAUUAGGAAACAACUGUACUUGAAAAGUAAGUGGUCUUAAAGUUUUACAAAAGUCCUGUUGCUUUUUUUGAUUAAAACAAUAUAAAAUGAUUCAUGGCUUUAUCUAAGAUUUAGUGACAUUUUGAUAGGAUAUAUGUUGAGUUUCUUUUAGUUGAGGUAACGUUUGGUUAAUUUUAAAGAUAUUUUUAUAAGGAAAGUCGUUCUACGGCCGCUGUUAAUAUAAAAAACAGACUAUAUUACUCUAAAGAAGAUGGUUAACGAUUAUAAAGAAACUUUUUUUUUCAGAUAAAUUGUAUCAUCAAGGCUUUUUUGGGUUUCCAGUGUACUUCUGUAUCCGUGACGAAGGACAAUCAUAUGGAAAGGACUCUGAUUGGCCGAGCAAUAUUCCAAGGAAAAAAGUGUCAGGUUGGAGGCUUCCAAUCACUGUCUACAAAUCUAAUCCACCAUUUAAUGGCCGAUCUUGUGAGUUUCGUAGUUGUUUUAUAAAUUUUGUGGAUAUUACAUUAUUCUGUUAUUAUAACUAUUCACUUUUUGUAUAUUUUUAACGAACACGCUAAAAACUUUAAUUUUGCGUCAAAAAGUAGAAAAUUUUAUGACUCUUUUUAUGAUUUUAGACUUGAUCAUCGACCGUAUUCACAAACUAGCAAAUACACGGUUUCGCCGCGACAUUUGUCCAAAAUUGUAUCUGUCCUUCAAUCAUCGUGCCGAAGACAUGAAACGUCAUCUACAACGUCUACGUGCUAUCAUCAACAGGCCGUUGCAGUAUCAAACAUUUCCAAGAAACUUCCAAGAGUUAUUUUGCAACUUUUACGCUCCGAGACAGCCAGUUUUCUUUGAUUCUGAAUCUGAGGUACAGUUUGAAGAUUUGGAAAAAUUCAAUGGACUAAUACCUCAGCAACUCAGACUUUCCGAGGAGCAUUUGCAUCACGCUGUCAAGGUUUAUCAACACGAAUUGCAUGUUAUUUUGGUGGGUUUUUGUGUUUUAGAUGUUGUUAUCCUAAGGGCGUUUUGAAAAAAAAAUGGUUAUGAGAAUUAAUCGGUUGAUUUAUGUUACGUUAUAUGUUAUAAUGAAAAUGUCUUCAAGUAUGAUAUGUCUUUUAUGACUAAUUUUAGGGCCCAGCCGGAAGUGGCAAAACCUUGAUCAUGUGCUUUCUCGCCGUUUUCAACUGGUUCCACAACAAAAAGCCAUCUCUUCUUCUCACAACUCGACGAGAUGCGGCCGAUGAAAUAACACUUCGAGUAGUGAGGAUGGCCAAUACCAUAAUGAAUAGCCCAGCCUAUCGCUCACUCAGAAACAACAACAUUGUCUGGUACAAGCUGGAAAAGGACGCAUUGUAUGAGGAUAGGCCAGAAGAAAUUAAACGAUAUGCAUCGGUCGAGAGUAAGAACUUCAAUGAAGUUGGCAUUCUGAUCAUGGUUCACAACAUGAUAGUCCCAAGCGAGGUUUUGAUGUUUGAUGCUAAUCACAUCAUGUUUGAUGAAGCUUCAUCUGUCUCGACUUUGAGCUUUUUUGGUUUGUUGGCUGUGUUCAAUGAAAGGGAGCGAAAGAAUUUGAGGAACUUGACAAUGUUUGGUGGGUAUUUUAGUUUUUAAUUGGAUUAUAUAAAGCUUUUUGAAAUUAAAACUUGGUAUUUUUAACGAGUUUUUGAACUUUUUUUAAAUUAUGAUUUUUUUAACUUUUAUAUUAUUUUAGGUGACCAAUUCCAACUGGACUGCAAAUUUUCAAAAGAAACCUUUCUUUUUCACCGUGCUGAAGCUCAAUGUGGAUUCAACGAAUCUGCGAUGUCAGAACUCUUAAAAAUGGGCAUUACUUACACACAAAUGACGCAGGUCUCACGAGCUCCAACCUCUUUGGUCAGGCUGGUCCAACCGUACUAUGACUUCGUACUGGAUACAAGCCGAUGUUCAGUUCGCAGGCCAAUUACUAUAGACAUGACUGGUGAAACCAACUCAAUCCUGGGUUUGUUGGAGAAAGUUCCAUUCACUUCGCUGUUUAUCAAUUUAUCUGCCAGAGACAGCAGCAACAAGCAUUUUUGUGAAGCGGACGAAAUUGAUCAACAUGGCCGUGCACGUGGAUUUGCUGGUGAUCGGAACAACAGUUUGUAUGGUGCUAAUGGGAAGUACCGUAAUGUUUCGCUGACGAAUUUGCGGAACGCAUUGUAUGCCCGGAAGUUGAUUCAAGCUAUUAUGGAGGAGAAGAACAAUCAUAUUGGAGCUAAGGACAUUGUUUAUUUGACUCCGUAUCGCAGUAAGUUGGAUUGGGAUUUAUGUCAUGUUAGAGAGGUUGAGAAUUAAAGGAAACAUUUUACAAAUAGUAUAUUGUAGGUUAUGUAGCCAAAAUUAUAUGAAGUUUACAGAAAAGGUUUAAAAAUUUUUUUUGCAAAAUUUUAGAAAUAAAAAUGUUUUUUCAGUGCAAGAAGCCCUUUUUACUCAAGAAUGUCUUUAUCACAGUCAGAAACAUCCAUCUUUUAUCCACGUCAAAGCACGAACCAUUGAUCGUGCUAUUUCGACCGAAGCUCUAGUAGCCGUGAUUGACCUGGUCAGAACUGACGGUACCGGUUUUAUCAGCGAUGAGCUUGGCGAAUGGCCAUCCUAUGACGUUCCAAAGCGUUUGUUGGUUGCUCUGACUCGUGCAACCAGAGCUCAGAUCAUUAUUGGAACAGUUACUGGGACCGGGACGAGUGCGGUUGAAAGACUGGCUGAGAGCCAUCGAAACAGCAAAGAUUUGUCGGUCGUUUACAUCGAUUUGAGUGAGUAUGUCAACAGUGCUGAAGGACUCUGA